This is a messenger RNA of Verticillium alfalfae VaMs.102, 798 nucleotides long. Its product is annotated as short-chain dehydrogenase. Bases 1 to 798 code for a protein of 265 amino acids. NCBI's taxonomy places the organism in Eukaryota, Fungi, Ascomycota, Sordariomycetes, Glomerellales, Plectosphaerellaceae. The record is from RefSeq and is a predicted model, not a curated record. The transcript has 3 exons.
AUGUCGGAACCCCAAAACCAUCUUCCUGUCGCUCUCAUAACGGCUGGCAGUGCCGGACUGGGCGCUGCCGCCGCCAAACUGUUGGCACGGAAGGGGUACCGAGUCGUCAUCAACUAUUACUCCAAUAAAGCACGCGCGGAUGCCCUGGAAACAGAGCUGCACACCCUCUCGCCACUUCCAUACGAUGCCCAUAACUUUCUUUCAGUACAAGCCAACCUAGAAUCUCGAGAUGAAAUCAAAUCUCUCGUGCAAGCUGCGUCAGACUUCUCCGUUCAGGGCGUGCCACCUGCAACAAACCGGCGUCUAGAUGUGGUGUUUUCAAAUGGCGGAUGGACACAGAUCCGCGAUAUUCGCAACUUGGAUGACAACCUGGUGGAGGACGACUGGGACAGAUGCUUCAACAUGAACGUCAAGAGCCAUCUGUGGUUGAUGGGUGCUGCUAAGCCGUACCUCGAAGAGGCCGAGGGCUGUUUCAUUACGACGGCUUCUUUGGCCGGUGUCAAGGUCAGCGGAAGCUCGCUGGCCUAUGCAGUCAGCAAAGCAGCUCAGAUCCAUCUCGCCAAGGGGCUUGCGAUGGCGGCAGCUCCCAAGAUCCGAGUCAACACAGUCUCGCCCGGUAUCAUGUGGACGGACUGGGGUCUCCAAUUCCCAGAGGAACAGCGAGAGGCUGCGAGGGAGCGAACGCCAUUGAAGCGUGUCCCGACAGUCGAGGAGGUUGCAGAGCAGGUGUGGUGCUUUAUCCAGAGUAAAACCGUCACCGGGGCCAACGCUGUGAUUGACGGCGGUUUGUCGCUUUGA